Molecule: messenger RNA, 1269 nt
Organism: Helicoverpa armigera (cotton bollworm)
Lineage: Eukaryota; Metazoa; Arthropoda; Insecta; Lepidoptera; Noctuidae
Exons: 8
Coding region: 39-1103 (354 amino acids)
Source: RefSeq, a predicted model, not a curated record
AACAGAGUUGAGACAUAAGGAGUGCGCUAGUCAUCACCAUGUUUGUGAAUAUGUUUUCUUCUUGUAUUUUAUUUUAUGGUUAUUUUAUUAUGUUGUGUCCAUCGAGUCUCGCGAUAAAAGUAGCUGUGUAUCGUGGAUCAGAGAUGUUACAUAAAGUCAUCGAACCAGUUUAUACUGGUACCAUCUAUGUGCAGCAAAUUCACUACGACAGCGCUUUAGCUACAACGCACUUCUUAGUGGUCGACAUUAACGACAACUUGUAUGUAACACCGUACAGUGAUGAUAUAAGAUUGGUAGUAGAUGAAGAUUCAAGCUCCUCUUUAAAAAUGUUUACUUCAAAUUUACUUAAUUUAAAAGAAAGAGCUUUUAAUAAGCCUUUAAUCAAAAUUAAGUUGAAGAUAUGUACGAAGGAAAAUAUAUGCAUAAAACAUACUAUUUACGAAGGAAUACUUGUUUCAGAUGCAACUCCGCUCUUACAAACAGAUGCCUAUUGUGCAGCGGAAGGCUGUAGGGUGAUAGUGAGUUUGUCAGACAUCACUAUAGCCUAUGUCCUGGAAAAGGGAACGAAUAUGAGCACGUCGACAGCGUCUACAGCUACGAGAAAGCGUCAGACAGCGUCUACAGCGAAGAGAAAGCUGGUGACGAGCCUGCUCGCUGCUCAUGGCCAGCCAGAGACAGUCGCCGCCAGUGAGACCUAUGUCCUGAAAAGAAACGCAUCGAGUGUAAGCACGUCGACAGCGUCUACAACGACGAGGGAGCCGGUGACGAGCGUGCUCGCUGCUGCUGACCAGCCAGAGACAGUCACCGCCGCCAGUGAGAACUGGACAGCGACUAUCGUCACGGUUGCGGUAACAUCGGCGGCGGUGUUGCUGCUGGCGCUCAUCACAGUGGCCUGCAUACGUCUCUGUCGCGCGCGAACUCCCGGUCAGCCAGCUUCAGACCGCUUUUUGAAUCGGUUCUACGUGAACAACCUGCUGCGAGAUGAAUGCGAUGCGGAGAUACGCGAGCGUGAGCGACGCGAUGCGGAGAUACACGAGCGCGAACGACCCGAUGCGGAGCCCGAAUAUGAUUACGUGUAUAACCAUACACAAAGAACUCGCUGAAUACUGAACUGUUACACUCGGCAUCAAACCAACAGUUUUGUGUGCAGUGCAGUGCCGAGCUCAGCUUACUGCGCCCACUGCUCAACAAUCCUUUCUCAUCUACGAAUUAUGUAUUACAAGGGAAACGCCUUCUUAGCUAGAAGCACGUCAAGCUUCAACAAACUGC